Zymoseptoria tritici IPO323 is the source of this 1325-nucleotide messenger RNA. RefSeq lists its product as uncharacterized. Bases 258 to 1325 code for a protein of 355 amino acids. Gene Ontology annotation, cellular component: nucleus; cytosol. The transcript has a single exon. Gene Ontology annotation, molecular function: cysteine-type deubiquitinase activity. NCBI's taxonomy places the organism in Eukaryota, Fungi, Ascomycota, Dothideomycetes, Mycosphaerellales, Mycosphaerellaceae. Gene Ontology annotation, biological process: endoplasmic reticulum unfolded protein response; protein deubiquitination. The record is from RefSeq and is a predicted model, not a curated record.
CACUGCAACGACGGGACCAACUACGAGACUCGUCCUCAACUCUGGCAGCUGACAGCGAAGAGUCAUUGAUCACGAGACAUUGGACAUCUUUUCACUCCUGCCUGCAUUCACGAGCAGAGAUCAUCGGCUUGUGACUUUCCCCAUAUCUCAGACCAUCCAUUAGAUCUGCCUUCCGAACAUCAAUUAGCACUUCCAAAAAGCAAAUCUCGCCAUCCUUCGCUGCACAUUCUUUGGCCUGCACGAACACCGCCAUCAUCAUGGCGACUUCCAUCCGCCUCCGAGUCCGAGGCCCUCAAGGAGUGGCGACGGUGACCAUCAACAAUGACGCCUCCUGGAGCGACCUCAUUCACGAGAUCUCCGAGAAGAGCGGAGUCGCCGACUUUGACCUCAAAUACGGAUAUCCACCUCAGCCUCUGAACACCGAGUCCAUCAGUCCAGACAUGAAGCUAUCCGACUUCCCUCAGAAACUCAACGGCGAACAACUCAUCGUCAUGCCGCGAGCUAUUCAAGCCAAACUCUCCAGUCCUCUUGAAGGAACAACAAAGAACCAACAAAACGUCGAAACGUUACCCAAAGCGAGUUCAUCAUCAGCACCAUCCCACAAGUCCGGAGACUUCCCAGACAAACCACUAAACCUCACGAGAAAGAAGCAAAACCUCGACUCUGACCCUCCCGAAGUACAAGUCCCUCUCCUCGACGGAGUCAUGGUUCUGCGCGUGAUGCCCGACGACAACUCCUGCAUGUUCCGAGCAUUGUCCUCCGCUGUCCUCGGCUCCGCCCUCGACGGCAUGACCGAACUUCGCUCUGUCGUCGCGCAGACCAUCCAAUCUCAACCAGAGCUCUACACCGAAGGCAUGCUCGAGAAGAAACCCACAGACUACUGCCAGUGGAUCCAACGCGAAGACAGCUGGGGAGGUGGCAUCGAGCUUUCGAUUCUCAGCCAGCACUUCGAUAUUGAGAUUUGCAGUAUCAAUGUGCAAGAUUGUCGAGUGGACAAGUUUAAUGAGGGGAAGGCUACGAGAUGUCUGUUGGUGUAUUCGGGGAUUCACUACGAUGUGUGUGCGGUGGCGCCUUAUAGUGGUGCAGAUCCGGAGUUCGAUCGCAAGGUGUUUGAAGUGGUUCGAGUUGAUGGCGAGGAGGAGAUGGAUGGAGGGGCGUUGGCUGGAGCGCUGGAGCUGUGCAGAGGAUUGCAGAAGCGGCAUUACUUCACGGACACGCAUGGGUUCAAGUUGAAGUGCAAUCAGUGUGGUCAGGGAGGAAAUGGGCAGCAGUGGGCUGUUCAGCAUGCGAAGAGUACCGGGCAUGGUGAUUUUGGGGAAGGGUGA